AAAAUAAUACAUCAAACUCUUUUUUUUUUUUUUUUUUUGAUUCCUUUCUCGAUCUCAUUCUCUUCCUUAUUCUUCCAAGAUUCCAGACGAAAUGGCUCAGAAGGUAGUGUUGAAGGUUUUAACCAUGACGGAUGAUAAGACCAAGCAGAAAGCCAUCGAAGCUGCAGCUGAUAUCUUCGGAGUUGAUUCGAUAGCAGCAGAUAUGAAGGAGCAAAAACUGACCGUGAUCGGUCUGAUGGAUGCAGUUGCGGUAGUAAAGAAAUUGAAGAAAGUUGGCAAAGUCGAUUUGAUAUCGGUUGGGCCGGCAAAAGAGGAGAAGAAAGAAGAGAAGAAGGAAGAAAAGAAAGAAAAAAAGAACAAGGAGAAGAAGGAAGAAAAGAAAGAAGAAGAACCUAAGAAAUAAGUAAAUCAAUAUUAUAAACCCUAAGUGUCUUGAAUAAUUUAAGAUGAAAAAUUAAUUGUUCAAUACAUAUUGUAAUAAAACUACGUGUAGAACAAUUUAUAGGAGCAACCAAAGUACACUC
This is a messenger RNA of Brassica oleracea var. oleracea, 524 nucleotides long. Its product is annotated as nucleolar protein 58. The record is from RefSeq and is a predicted model, not a curated record. Gene Ontology annotation, molecular function: metal ion binding. The transcript is spliced from 4 exons. The coding region runs from base 92 to 403 and encodes 103 amino acids. NCBI's taxonomy places the organism in Eukaryota, Viridiplantae, Streptophyta, Magnoliopsida, Brassicales, Brassicaceae.